This is a messenger RNA of Lolium perenne, 414 nucleotides long. The record is from RefSeq and is a predicted model, not a curated record. Lineage: Eukaryota; Viridiplantae; Streptophyta; Magnoliopsida; Poales; Poaceae.
AUGGAGGCGCCUGUCGGGGAAGAAGGUGCUGCGGGAAUAGGGCCGGGUGCGCCGUGCCCCGUCUGGUGGGAAGAAGGUGGGGCGGCGGGGCGGGAGGUGGGCGGCGGCAAGCACGCGGGGCGGGAGGUGGGCGGCGCCGCGCGGGCUGGAGGGGGUUCGAGAAUAGCUAUUCUAGAACCCCUCUUAAGGCCGGUGCUGCCGCAGGCGGUAGCGGAGGCGGUAGCGGCGGCGACGGGGCGGGAGAGGGGCGGGAGGCGGGCGGGACCGGAGCGGCGGGCGCCGGCUGGCUCGCCGGGCGGUAGCGCCCGCUACCGCCCGGCCGUCGCCCGCGUUGGCGGCGAGAUGGAGGCGGGAGCGGGGCGGGAGGCGGGGCGGCGCGUUGGCGACGCGGGCGAGAGGAGGGGCGAGAGGUAG